AUGAAACAUCUCCUCAUCUUCAAGUCCUCAUCUUCAAGGACACACUUGGGGCAUGAGAACAUAGCGAAUCAGCACGAAGUUCAUAGUAAUAUCGUAGCCGGAUGUGGGAUCAAACAACUUGCGACUUCAAACACCUUCUUUGUGGUCUUGAACACUCAAAGAGCAAAUACUGCUUCUUUGCGAGCCAAAUUCUCAAAGCUGGGAAUCGACGCUGUCUUUCCAGGGGAUUCAUCUUUCGAAAAGUUCGCCGCACCUUUCAACAAACGCCUGUCUUAUAUCCCAGCUGCCAUCGUCUUCCCCAACCAUACAGAAGCUGUUUCGAAUUGUGUUAAAGUCGCUGUUGAAGAAAAGCUUCCCGUCUCAACUCGCUCCGGUGGACAUUUGUAUGCUGCUUAUGGCUUAGGAGGAGGAAAUGGAGCCUUGGUUGUCGAUGUCUCGAGACUCAAGACAAUCUUUGUCCAUCAGUCAACUGGUCAAGCUGUUAUUGGAACUGGGAAUCGAUUAGGUGACAUGGCUAUUGGAUUAUAUUCUCAAGGUGGGCGCGCAAUCCCCCAUGGGACGUGUCCGUAUGUUGGUAUUGGGGGCCACGCGGCAUUUGGGGGCUUUGGUACCACAAGUCGGAUGUGGGGUUUGACCUUGGACAAUAUCAUCGGUCACGAAGUGGUACUCGCAAACGGUACGAUUGUCCAGGCAUCGCAAGAUAGCAAUCCAGACCUCUUCUGGGCAUUGAGAGGCGCUGGGGCAUCUUAUGGUAUCAUGACCUCCAUCAAGUUUCAAACUCAUUCAGCUCCCAGUCAAGCUACAAAUUUUCACAUCAAAUGGUAUCUCAGCCAAAAUGAAUUGGCAAACGCGCUACUCAAAUUUCAAGUCUUUUGUCGGUCCAACCUACCCUCAGAGCUUGCAAUAGAUGCUAAUUUGAAAAAAGCCCCCAAAUCUGGACUUCUGGUCUUUUCUCUGGUUGGAACCUGGAACGGGGAAGAGUCGAAGUUUGCGGCAGUAAUUCAGCCGCUCUUGGACGGCAUGCCAGCACCAAUUGAGAGUUUAGUGAAGAGAAAUGAUUGGCUUGACAGCUUGCAAACUUCGGCCCGCUCGGACAAUCUUUCAACGUCAGGUGUAGAUCUUUCAGCUGAACAUGAUACUUUCUACGCAAAGUCUCUAACAACUCCACAAUCAACACCUAUGUCGAAUUCUUCCAUUCAAGCUUUCACUGAAUAUCUUGCAUCAGAAGGAUUGAAAACGGAUACAGUACGCAAUGGACUCACUGUAUAUUCUAUCUUAAAUUACUCAUUUGUUAUUAUUUGUAUCAAACAGAACUGGUUUGUCCAGUUUGAGCUGUACGGUGGUCAGAAUUCAGCUAUCACUUCUGUAGCAAAGGACGCAACAGCAUUUGCUCAACGAUCCAUCUUAUUCACUAUUCAAUUCUACACCUCAUCCAGCAACUAUUCACCACCAUUCCCAGAUGCAGGAUUGACCUUCUUAGACCAAAUGGUUGCUGCCAUUGUCAACAAUGGCCCUUCUGGAUGGGAAUAUGGCGCCUAUUCCAACUACGUUGAUGCCCGCUUAUCUUCAAAUGAGUGGAAGAAUCUUUAUUACAACACGCAUUAUCAGCGUUUGACACAAACCAAAGUUGCCUAUGACCCUCAGAACAUAUUUUCAUAUCCUCAAAGUAUUGGAGAGUAG
This is a messenger RNA of Melampsora larici-populina 98AG31, 1680 nucleotides long. RefSeq lists its product as uncharacterized. Lineage: Eukaryota; Fungi; Basidiomycota; Pucciniomycetes; Pucciniales; Melampsoraceae. The record is from RefSeq and is a predicted model, not a curated record. The transcript has 11 exons. Gene Ontology annotation, molecular function: FAD binding; oxidoreductase activity. Bases 1 to 1680 code for a protein of 559 amino acids.